Molecule: messenger RNA, 2787 nt
Organism: Pygocentrus nattereri (red-bellied piranha)
Lineage: Eukaryota; Metazoa; Chordata; Actinopteri; Characiformes; Serrasalmidae
Gene: dennd6a
Product: DENN/MADD domain containing 6Aa
Exons: 20
Coding region: 172-1977 (601 amino acids)
Cellular component (GO): recycling endosome
Molecular function (GO): guanyl-nucleotide exchange factor activity
Source: RefSeq, a predicted model, not a curated record
UGGAGAUCAGCGAAGUCUGCGCAGAACAAUGUGAAACCUACGUUGCUACGUUACCCGCGUCCCACGGAUGUAGCGUACCCACAAUCCGGAAUACGGUUCGCGGCGUUAGUUGGCUAAGUUAGUUUAGCCUUCGAAGUUGAGGUGAACGGAGAAGCAAUUUGGUCUUCGACUAUGGCCUUGCGAGGGUCAGAGGAGGUCGAGGAGCAAAUGGAAGAAGCAGAACACUCAGAGGACAGGGAGCUGAGAGUGUCCCCGGCCGAGGAAAUGCCCGCCGACGGGCCUGGAGAGGAGGAACCGGAGCAGUUGCUGCUACCGUGGGACCGAUUCUCCGCCUGGCUGCACUGCAUCUGUGUGGUCGGAUUCGACCUAGAGCUCGGACAGGCGGUGGAGGUUAUAUACCCUCAUCAUUCAAAGCUCACAGAGAAAGAGAAAACAAGCAUCUGCUACUUGUCAUUCCCAGACUCCAACUCGGGUUGCCUGGGAGACACGCAGUUCUGCUUCCGUUUCCGGCAAGCGGCGGGCAGGAAGUCGUCGCUGGGAUGUUUUCUGGACCACUUUGACAGAGAUGCGCCGGUCUGCCUCAAGAAAGACCAGGGUCAUUUCUACGGCUAUGUCUACUUCAGGCAGGUUCGAGAUAAAUCGCUGAAGAGGGGUUACUUUCAGAAGUCUCUGGUUCUCAUCAGCAAGCGACCUUACGUGGCCUUCUUCCACUCACUGCUGAAGCUCAUUGCCCCAGAAUACUUUGAGAAACAGGAGCCCUGUUUAGAAGCUGCUUGCAACGAUAUUGAUCGGUGGUCGACGCCGAGUCCAGGGAAGAUAUUAACUCUCCCAAUCAUGGGUGUAGUUAUGAAGCUACGUAUUCCUACGUGUUAUGACAAGCCAGGAACCUCGCAGCUUGUGCUGUCCACACCGAGUGACAGUCUUGUGUCUAUCGUGCUCCCUACAAUCCAUGAAGUGGACCUCUUCAGGUGUUUCUAUCCAGUCUUCUUUCACAUUCAGAUGUUGUGGGAGCUUGUGUUGCUGGGUGAAGCGCUGGUUGUCAUGGCACCCUCACCAGCAGAGUCUUCAGACACUGUGCUGGCGUUAGUCAGCUGUGUUGCCCCAUUGCGUUACUGCAGUGACUUCCGCCCCUACUUCACCAUCCACGACAGUGAGUUCAAAGAGUACACGACCCGAACACAAGCUCCACCGUCUGUCAUUUUGGGCGUGACGAACCCUUUCUUCGCCAAAACUCUUCAGCACUGGCCUCACAUUAUUCGUAUUGGAGACAUGAAACAAACAGGAGAGAUGGCCAAACAAAUGAAAGUGAAGAAAUUAAAGAAUUUGAAGACUCUGGAUUCUAAACCAGGUGUAUAUACCGCAUAUAAGCCAUUCCUGAACAAAGAUGAAGAAAUCAUCAAGCAGCUGCAGAAGGGAGUUCAGCAGAAACGCCCUUCUGCAGCACAGAAUGCCAUCCUUCGGCGAUAUUUCUUGGAACUAACGCAGAGUUUCAUAAUUCCCUUGGAGCGCUAUGUUGCCAGCCUGAUGCCUUUACAGAAGAGUAUCUGCCCUUGGAAAAGUCCUCCUCAGCUGAAGCCUUUUGUUCAGGACGAGUUUAUGAAGACACUGGAAAAGGCUGGACCUCAGCUCACCUCACGCCUCAAAGGAGACUGGAUAGGCCUUUAUAGGCAGUUCCUCAAGUCACCCAACUUCGAUGGCUGGUUCAGGAACCGAAGGAAAGAGAUGACUCAGAAAUUAGAGGCCCUGCACCUUGAAGCGCUUUGUGAUGAGGAUCUCCAGUUGCGAAUUCAAAAACACACAGAAGUGGAGACAGUCGACCUUGUACUAAAAUUGAAGGACAAACUGACACAGGCAGAGAGAGAGCAGCUGCCAGUUAGAGCAGGAACCCUGGCCAAACUUCAGACCCACAUCGAGUCAGUCAUCCUCACGCUUCCAGAAGACCUGCAGGGCAUCCUGCACAAGCCUGUCAGCCCCUGACCUUAACAAAAACUACUGCGUAACCAAGGCCAAGAGGGGACAGCGGAGCUGAUGACUGUGUUUUGGCGGCGGAGGCAAACCUGGCACCACCUCUGUGGAUUUUAACUGGCUCUACUUUCAAGUGCAAUUGUUUCCAAUAGACCUGUGUGCCCUGGAGUGGGGCAAUGCUGGCAUUGCCGAAGCCCAGCAAAGAUGAAAUCGGUCUGAUGACAUUUGCCACGCUGUACGUAAGAGAUUGUUUGCUUAGAGAGUGAUGCACAUUCUGUUAAUUUCCUCAUAUUUAUACUGUUUGUCUCUCACUGUGUGAGACUGACUUUGUUUUUGAGUUUAUAAAACAUGGCUGCCUGGAGAGAAACUGAGGUGUAGAGAAACCACAAGGAAGGCUACCAGCCAGAUAUUUAAGCCCUUAAAUGAAAUGUUAGAGGAGGAAGUGGUGAACGUAUAGUAAAGCUGGCUUUUUCUAAAAUUCCAGAAGUUAAGCUGCUGGCACAUGUUCAGUUGUUUUAUUGACUGGGGUAUGCAGGUUUUCUGGGAAUAGAGUAGGCCCAGCCCUAAAGAUUUCCUUUGGAUAUGUCAUAUUGUUCAUUUCAAUAAGCUGAAGAUUUGUUGAUCUGCAUCAAAAAACCUACCUGGUAUGUGUCCACAGCAUAUGGCGCAGAUGUCUCCCUUCACUCUCUUCACUAGUGCCUCGGUGCUUGAGGCAAAUAUUUCUGUAUAGCAUGUUAGACUUGUGUAGUUAAAAUGGUUUUUUUUUUUUUUUUUUUUUCUUUUUCAGUCAGUUUAGAGUGGCAUUCAAUGAUAAACGUUCCC